This is a messenger RNA of Eruca vesicaria subsp. sativa (arugula), 267 nucleotides long. The record is from the annotation of a GenBank genome assembly. NCBI's taxonomy places the organism in Eukaryota, Viridiplantae, Streptophyta, Magnoliopsida, Brassicales, Brassicaceae.
AUGAAUAUCGUUGGGACGAACGAUCUAGAAACGGCGGCAAAGAAGGAAACACGGAAUGAAGUUUUAAUUACCCAUGAUUUUCCAAAUGCUGGAGGAACACAACUAUCACCAUUGAUUAUGCCAAACCUGACUCAGACACGUGAUGAGUUGUCCAGUAAUCGCAAUUCGCCUAUUGCUCGAAGUAGUAGUGCAUUUGAGAAGGAAACACAGAAUGAAGUUUUAAUUACCCAUGAUUUGCCAAAUGCUGGAGGAACACAACUAUCAUAA